AUGGCGACGCCGGCGGGUUCCCACCCCGCCUCGCCGCCGGCGAUACCCGGGAAGGCUGCGGUGGCAGCGUGCGCCGCCAUGGCCGUUUCCUACGUCGCCGUCCUCUACGCCCCCACGCUCCUCCUCCGCCUGCCGCCCGCCACCUCGCUCCGCGCCUUCUUCCACCGCCGCUUCGUGUGCGCGGCCGUGUCCUCCGCCGCCUCCGUCCUCGCCACCGCGGCGCUCCUAGGCGUAGUAUGGAGCUUGAGCGACUCGUCUAAGGCGCUCGCGGUGUUCGGCAUCCGUAGUGAUCACUUGCUCGAGGCAGUAGUGAUCCCACUUCUCCUUACAUCCCUAGUGUAUGCUGGGUCAUUCGUCGCAAGACUCUGGGUCAUGUCAAGCUCGUGUGGCACGGAUGAUGAUGGGGUGGGAGUCAGCUGCACCGAGAAGCUUGCUCGCUGGAUGCAAACCUCCUUACAGGAUGUAAUGGUGUGGCGGAACUACGUAGUGGCACCGUUUACGGAGGAGCUGGUUUUCAGGGCGUGCAUGAUACCUCUUCUUCUGUGUGGAGGAUUCAAAAUGUAUAACAUUAUAUUUCUGAGUCCAAUCUUCUUCAGCCUAGCACACCUAAACCACUUGUUUGAACUUCACCAACAAGGAUGCAACUUUAUGAGAUCUCUCCUGAUUGUUGGUGUCCAAUUAGGCUACACUGUAAUUUUCGGGUGGUAUGCUGCAUUUUUGUUCAUCCGAACAGGGAAUCUUGUGCCUCCUAUUGUUGCUCACAUAUUGUGUAACAUGAUGGGUUUGCCUGCAUUCUCAUCACCGCGAACAAGAGGAGUGACAUCGCUAGCGUUUCUGGCCGGCUCAGUAUCCUUCUUUUGCCUUCUUUUCCCUGCUACAAGUCCAAAACUGUACAAUGCGAGGUUAGACGGAUGCAGUUGCUGGCAUGGUUACUGCAGAUGGAGUUAG
Molecule: messenger RNA, 948 nt
Organism: Triticum turgidum subsp. durum (durum wheat)
Lineage: Eukaryota; Viridiplantae; Streptophyta; Magnoliopsida; Poales; Poaceae
Source: the annotation of a GenBank genome assembly